This is a messenger RNA of Fusarium subglutinans, 918 nucleotides long. RefSeq lists its product as uncharacterized. Lineage: Eukaryota; Fungi; Ascomycota; Sordariomycetes; Hypocreales; Nectriaceae. The record is from RefSeq and is a predicted model, not a curated record. Bases 1 to 918 code for a protein of 305 amino acids. The transcript has a single exon.
AUGGUGGCGCCGUCGUGGUCUUGGUUGGCAUUUUCCGGAUCGGUGGAAUCAGGUCUCACUAGUUAUGGACAUGGGCCGAACAUCUCAAUCGCGAACCCUAACUCAUUCUACCCGGAUGAGUACCAGCUUUUGUCUCUAUUAAGUCAAGCAGUAGUCCUUCCACCCGAAAGCGACCCGUUCACCUCCUUCGAACGAGCGAUUUUGAAGAUCCGAUGCCUUCUUUUGCCAACAACAUUCGCUGGCAUUCCCCACAGCGACAAGCUAUCAUGGUUCUUCCGUCAAGACUGUGAUGUCAAGUUGCCUUCAGAGGGACUAGAUCGUUUCCGGCUUCAAGAAUGUGAUCAAUUUGAUAAUAUAUAUAUCACAUUUACUUUCCAUUUCAGCAAGCCUUUAGACACGUCUUUACAAUAUUUCCUCGUCCCGCUAUAUGUCAGUCUGGAGCCAAUGAACCAGUUUUCUCGGCCCCAUGUUUGUGGACUCGUGCUGCAGAACGGUCGAAGCCAGGGUAACGAAGAAUAUACCAGGGUAGGAAGCUGGAAAGAGGAUUAUCGUUUCUCAUCUCAGCUCAGCCCUAGUAUUAGCAACACGAUCAUCAAACUCGGCGUUGGUAAGAAGUCGACCUUGCGUGAUAGAAGCCUUACGAAAAAUGAGCGUGUUUUUGACUCAGAGCUUCGCAAGUACGCAAAGCGUCAUGUUGCCUCAAAAGUGCAGUUUCCUAUGCCGGUUGUCAAAAAGGCGAUGCAGUAUCAGCCAGAUACUGGAGAAGUGGAGAAGAAAGCCGGCGUUUCGGGACCCGAAGCCAUUAAGCAGGAGGCAAAUGAAGCAGAUGAGGAUGAAGGGCCCUUUUUCAGCGAUAAGUGGAUCAAGUGUUCGUUGCUACCGCAUUUCACUACAGCAAAAUGGGGCACGAUCUCCUAG